Messenger RNA from Lachancea lanzarotensis, 591 nucleotides. It is a transcript of the gene FUN14, whose product is annotated as LALA0S08e07470g1_1. NCBI's taxonomy places the organism in Eukaryota, Fungi, Ascomycota, Saccharomycetes, Saccharomycetales, Saccharomycetaceae. The record is from RefSeq and is a predicted model, not a curated record. Bases 1 to 591 code for a protein of 196 amino acids. The transcript has a single exon.
AUGAAUUUCAUGAGACCCCUUUACGCCAGAAACUUUGCGGGUAUGCAGUUGAAGAAGCUGGUGAACGUUCCUUUCCGUUUCAACUCAACCCACUCUUUUGUUCACAGACCGGCUAGAAUUCCGAUCUCCAUUACACCUAUUGUUGCUGGUCUUACAGGCUCCGUGUUUUUGGCGGCGGGUUUCUCGCAUUAUUCGGGCCAAAAUGCCAUCAAAAACGACACGAUCCUCGAUGUCAAACAAAGACAUCAAACCCUUCCAGACGAGAUUGGAAGCCCUGUGCACAUAGUCGAAAAUAAAGUUCGCAAGCUGAACUAUCGCCAGUUGUGUUUAGGGUCCGUAAUCGGUGUUGUGGCCGGCGUUCUAGUGGGCAAAAUAUCCACUGCCCUGGUGUUUAUAACGGCGUGUGGCCUUUUGGGCAUUCAAUGGCUUGAGAAUAGAGGACUCGUCGACAAAAGAUCCACAUGGAUGCUAUCAAAAUACGUUUUAAGAACCGGGAAGGAGUCAGUGGACGUGAACACGUUAAUUUGGGAUAGACCUAGUUUUAAGAUCCCUUUUCUGUUGACUUUUGUCUUGGCAGCAGUCAACAUAUGA